Molecule: messenger RNA, 1288 nt
Organism: Pararge aegeria (speckled wood butterfly)
Lineage: Eukaryota; Metazoa; Arthropoda; Insecta; Lepidoptera; Nymphalidae
Product: GTP-binding protein Di-Ras2
Exons: 4
Coding region: 264-893 (209 amino acids)
Biological process (GO): signal transduction
Cellular component (GO): plasma membrane
Molecular function (GO): GTPase activity; GDP binding; GTP binding
Source: RefSeq, a predicted model, not a curated record
UGGCAUCUCCGCGGCGAGUGGUCAUCUUUCGUUUUGUGUUGAUUGGGCGUUGGAAAUCAUAAAAUAAUAAAGGAUGUGUUAUUAUUUAAACAUAAAUAUAUCGUGUCGCUAUUCGUAGUUACAAAAUAUAGUUGCAGCCUUAUAGCAACCUUUUCCGUACCUCAGUGAAGAUGCUCUAAAGUAAGCGAACUAAGUAGUCACUUGUAAAAAGAAAUUUUGUAAAUUGAUUUUACGGAAAGGUUUUAAAUAUAUGUAAAUAAACAAUGCCGGAACAAAGCAACGAUUAUCGUGUAGUUGUAUUUGGUGCAGGCGGUGUAGGAAAGAGUUCUUUGGUUUUGCGCUUUGUAAAAGGUACAUUCAGAGAAUCGUACAUACCAACUAUUGAAGAUACAUACAGACAAGUUAUAAGCAGCAACAAAACAAUAUGCACUCUACAGAUCACAGACACUACAGGAUCCCACCAGUUUCCAGCCAUGCAAAGACUAUCAAUAAGCAAGGGUCAUGCAUUUAUCCUAGUGUAUUCAGUGAGCAGUCGGCAGUCAUUGGAAGAGCUAAAGCCAAUAUGGCAAACUAUAAAAGAAAUUAAAGGAGCAGAGUUGCCAAAUAUUCCAGUUAUGUUAGCUGGUAACAAGUGUGAUGAAAGUCCAGAGAUCCGAGAAGUGUCUGCUGCAGAGGGUCAGGCUCAAGCUCAAACUUGGGGGGUAUCUUUCAUGGAGACCUCAGCCAAAACCAAUCAUAAUGUUACCCAGUUGUUCCAGGAACUUUUGAAUAUGGAAAAGAACAGAAACGUUUCCUUGCAAGUUGACGGCAAAGGGAAAAAGAAAAAGGAUAAGGUUGUAAAGGAUGGUGGGGAAGCAUCUGCUAGUGGAAGGGAGAAAUGCCUUGUUAUGUAAUAUUAAUUAACUUAUUAUCCCACCAACUUUUAGUGUCAAGUAAUAAGCAGCAUGGCGUAAAAUAUGACAAUAUAAUAAUGAUGUUCUGAAUGAGAUAGUUUAGAUAUUAAGGCGUUAAUAUGUAGUUAAUUUUACUGUCACAGGUUAGCAUUAACGCGUCCACUUUAUCUUGGCGCUGCUCAACCGUUAUGAUCAAAAUAAUGUUUUAAUAAUAUGAAUAACGCAAUGCAAAUAACAAAACAAUUAACGUAAAUAACAGCAACCUAAAUGCAGAAGGAACAAACAAUAUACUUGGGGAAAAGUCAACAAUUUAACAAAAUUAACAAUCCCUGUUUGAUAAUUAGAUAUUAUAUAUAUUUUUUUAGCAAAUAUAAUAUCAUUUUCUUCAACAGUGA